Molecule: messenger RNA, 2171 nt
Organism: Aaosphaeria arxii CBS 175.79
Lineage: Eukaryota; Fungi; Ascomycota; Dothideomycetes; Pleosporales
Exons: 3
Coding region: 1-1845 (614 amino acids)
Biological process (GO): regulation of DNA-templated transcription; DNA-templated transcription
Cellular component (GO): nucleus
Molecular function (GO): zinc ion binding; DNA binding; DNA-binding transcription factor activity, RNA polymerase II-specific
Source: RefSeq, a predicted model, not a curated record
AUGACAUCUGGUAACAGGGACUCUCCUGUUGCUAUACGAUCCUCCGCGGCUUCCCGGCGAAUUCGGAAGCCUAUAAACUGCGAAGCUUGUAGACGCUCAAAACUACGUUGCGAUCGUCGGAAGCCAUGCAAUACCUGUAUACGCCGCGCUCUCGGAGAUGCUUGCACCUAUGUAAGGGUUACAGGAGAGAUAACUCCCCAAGGCCACAAUCAAAUACGACAUCCGGAUACCACCCAGGCCCAUCCACGAGGCACUCCAAGGACCGUCUCAUCUGUUUUGUUACCUUCUCCACAGGUGGUGCCAACCACCAAUCUAGACUCACAGAGAGAAGAUGGCCAGAAUUCUCGUUUUCAUUGGGACGACGUUCUAUUGCGUCCGACGAACGAAGCAAUCGAUACCAUUACUACACAACCAGAGACAAGCUUCCCAUUCCCGCCAACCACCAGAAGUCCCAUCGAAGGACUGCUGAGCAUACUGCCAUCCGCAUCGUGCUGUGACUAUCUCGUAACCAGAUUUUUCACACAUGUAUCUCCCUUGUUCAAUGUCGUCCAUGGGCCGACGUUCCAGCAGCAAUACACGGCUUUCUUGAGGUCGCCGGAGCAAACCAACCUUGCUUGGCUAGGGCUUCUAUUCGUGGUGUGCAGUUUGACAUUGCUGACCCUAGAUGAGGGCGAUCCCAUUCUACAUGAAAUUUCUCGACAUCAACAGCAGGCUGCGAGCGUGCUUGAUCUAUCAAACCAGUUCCGUCGUGCCGCGACAACAUGUCUAGCUCAUGAUUCAUUCCUCACCCACCACAAUUUGAAUACCCUCGAAGCACUUUUGCUGUUGAUAUACGCUAUCUGCCACCUCGAGGGUGUCGAGAGAGGCUGGACACUCCUUGGUAUUGCUCUGAACAUAGGAAUCGCACUCAAAUGCCAUAUAACAUCUCCAGGGUUAGGCCAGACAGAGAGGGAACGGCGUCAUCGCUUGUGGUCGGGAAUUCUGAUGCUCCAUACGUAUCAAGCAAUCCUAUACCGUGAUAUAGACUUGUCUGGACUCCUCAAAAUUCCAGCUACAGUGCCUGCAGAAAUCGACACAGGUAACCUUACUGAUGAUGCCUCUCGGACGACCGGUCAUGGCUCUCAAAUGACUCUUAUGAAGUUCAAGAUACGUUUGUUCGAGCUUUCUACCAAGGUGUGCUCUCAUCUCUCCGGUACGUCGCUGAACGACGAACCAGCUUUGAACAGUUUGGAUGCUGCCAUUCAACAGGAGCAGACAGAUUGGGACUCAGCCUUUCUUAUCGAUGGAAUGCCCAGUAUUCUUGACACAACAAGCUAUGCGCAUUGGUGCAUCCUACAAACCUAUGCACACCAACUCUAUCUACUUCUCCAUAAACCUUUCCAUCAUCAGCGAUCUGGUACGUUCAGGACACAAUCGAGACAGAAAUGUAUAGAAUCCAGCGUGGCUCUACUGGAUCUCUACCGCCAAUUUUACGAGCUUCCUCGACUAAAAAGCUAUCGCUGGCUGCUGAACGGCAUGACGAGUUUCAAUGCCCUGCAAGCUUCAGUUGCGUUAUCAUCGUGUCUCCUUGGUGUUCCAACCCUCCCCGAGUACGAGGAUUAUAUCAAGUCCAUUGAUGCUACGAUGGACCGCAUGAAGGAACUGCAGGUCAGCAGUCCCGUCUGUGUGAAAGCAUAUCCUAUCUUGCGAAAACUUCACCAACAAUUGACUUCUGAACACACCAUGCGACCAGAACCAAGGGGAAUUGUAGACGACGAAUUUUGGGAAUGGAUAGAUGGCGUAGAUUGGUCAAACUUCGACUCAAUCGACUUGGGAUUUCCAAAUGAUUUUCCAGAGAACGUAUAACCUGAACGCCGAUCAUCGCAUGACAACAUCUCAAAAUUUUUGCCUCCAAGGUUUGCGUUGAAAGAAAAGAUAUUGCGACGGGGACCUGCUAUCGGACAUACGCACGGACCGCCUUACUUAUUAUCGGAGAUGCCUCAUAGUAUCGGAGAAGAUUUUAAUCAUGGGCGAAACGGCAUCUGCAUCUAUAAGAUUUGCCUUCUCAAAGUCGCAUUAGAAACAUCGAUAUUUCUCAAUAUUAUCAAAGAAUUUCUUCAUUCUGGACGACAUCAUAGACUUCUUGCACACCAUUUCAGCACAUUUAAUUCUAGGUACCUACUCAGCCAAAC